This is a messenger RNA of Calidris pugnax (ruff), 3466 nucleotides long. RefSeq names its product RAD17 checkpoint clamp loader component (gene RAD17). Bases 204 to 2285 code for a protein of 693 amino acids. NCBI's taxonomy places the organism in Eukaryota, Metazoa, Chordata, Aves, Charadriiformes, Scolopacidae. Gene Ontology annotation, biological process: DNA repair; DNA damage checkpoint signaling; mitotic DNA replication checkpoint signaling. Gene Ontology annotation, cellular component: nucleus; Rad17 RFC-like complex. The transcript is spliced from 16 exons. The record is from RefSeq and is a predicted model, not a curated record. Gene Ontology annotation, molecular function: DNA clamp loader activity; ATP hydrolysis activity; chromatin binding.
GACAGCUAAGAGCCGCUGGAGGAGAAGGACCCCUGGGGAGGUCGGCGGUUCGGUGUGAGGGGGCUCGGCCCCGGUUCAGCGGGUCCCGCCGCACCCUCGGCCCUCCUGGCGGCUCUCUCGGCUCCGGCCGCCCCCGUGAGCGGGGCUCUCCCCCCUCAGGACCCGGGGGCCGCACGGCGGAUGGGUCACCGCCCGGGCUGAGGAUGUCUGGAAGCUCCUCGGGAAGGCAGGCGGCGCCGGCGGAGGUAACAGAUUGGUUGGCCCGUUCGUUUGAUGACUUCUUUGGAAACGCAAAUAUUUCUUCCAGUGCUGUUCCUGUGAAGCCACUAGAAGGUAACGCUGGAAGAAAACGGCAGCAGCAGAAGAAAGACCUGCCUUCUGUACCAGAAAGUGGCAAAUCCAAAGUUCUGCCCAGAAAAAGAGCAAAGUCGUCUUCAGUGGAUCUGCCUUCUAACAAGUCCAGACAAAAAUGGGGCCAAUCUCAAGAUGAGCCAUGGGUAGACAGAUACAAACCUGAAACUCAGAAUGACCUAGCUGUGCAAAAGAAGAAGAUUGAAGAAGUUGAAACCUGGUUAAAACUGCACAUAUUUCAGAGGCAGCCAAAGCAGGGUAGCUCUGUUUUACUGCUGACUGGUCCUCCUGGUUGUGGGAAGACUGCAACUAUAGAAAUAUUAGCAAAAGAUCUUGGCAUUCAGGUGCAAGAAUGGAUCAAUCCAGUAUCUUUAGACUUUACAAAAGAAGACUUAAAAAAUAUGUUUGGCCAUGACUCAAAUUUUCAUACGUUUCCGAGUCAGGCCCAAGCAGCUCUCUUUCAAGAUUUUCUAUUAAGAGCAAAUAAGUAUAACAAACUUCAGAUGCUUGGGGAGUCCUCAGAAAAUGAUAAAAAGCUUAUUCUUAUUGAAGACAUUCCCAACCAAUUCUAUCGAGAUCCUAGCAGUCUACAUGAAAUUCUCAGGAGAUUUGUUCGUACAAGUAGAUGUCCCCUUAUAUUUAUAAUCUCAGAUAACUUCAGUGGAGACAGCAACCUGAGGUUACUAUUCCCAACGGAAAUUGUAGAGGAGUUGUGUAUAUCCUGUAUUAGUUUCAAGCCUAUUGCACCCACAAAUAUGAUGAAAGUUCUUAAUCGAAUAGCUGCAACAGAAGCUAGUAUGAACAGAGAAAAGAAUUGUGCUCUUGAUAGAACUGCUCUGGAGUUGCUUUGCAAAGGUUGCUCAGGGGAUAUAAGAAGUGCAAUAAACAGUCUUCAGUUUUAUUCUAUGAAAGACUGCUCGUUGGAGAAGGAGUUUUGGUCAAGGAAGAAAAGGAGCUCCACGCUAAAAUCUGAAGCAGCAGCAGUAUCUAAAGCGAGAAAGAAAAGUAAAUCUGAUACUUCAGAAGAUCAGGAGAUACAAGCUAUUGGUGGCAAAGAUGCUUCCAUCUUCCUUUUCCAUGCCCUGGGGAAAAUAAUUUACUGCAAAAGAGAACCAGUGUCAGAAUCAGAAAUUCCUCAGCUGCCUGCUCACUUAUCAGAAUACCGUCGAGACACCUUGCUCAUUCAGCCUGAGGAUAUUGUGGAAAAGUCACAUAUGUCCGGAAGUAUGUUUAACUUGUACCUUCACCAGAACUAUGUAGACUUUUUUUCUGAUAUAGAUGAUGUAGUGAGAGCCAGUGAAUAUUUAAGCGCCGCUGAUGUCCUUUGUAGUAAUUGGAGUACACGGUCUGUGAUGGAAAAAUACAGUGCCUCUGUGGCUACCCGAGGGGUCAUACAUUCAAACACAUCCAGAGCCUUUGCCCACCACCAAGGAGGGAUGGGGUUCCGGCCUUUACAUAAACCCCAGUGGUUCUUUAUUAAUAAAAAGUAUCAAGAAAAUUGCCUUGCUGCAAAAUCUCUCUUUUCAAGCUUCUGCUUACCACCGGAGUGUCUUCAGACAGAGCUGUUGCCUUACCUUGCCAUGUUAGCAAAUCCAAUGAGAAACCAAGCUCAGAUUUCUUUUAUCCAAGAUGUUGGGAGGCUACCGCUGAAAAGACAUUUUGGGAGGUUAAAGCUCGAAACGCUCACUGACAAAGACCCUGGGAUACCAGAGGUAUUUAUUGGCACGGAGGGGGACUGUGCCGACGUGCCCACUGUGGAGACGGCCGCGCAGAUGGAGACAAACAGAACCAACGAGGACGAACCCAACGGAUUCCCUCUCUCCUCAAGCCAGGGCAGUGGAAGUGAACUGCCCUGCAGCCAGCCUCAGCCCGUCGCAGCUCAAGCAAUCAUGGAGGAAGAAGAAUUAAAAAUAGAGGAGUACGAUAGUGACUGAGUACAACACAAUGCCAACAAGUGACUCGCCCAAAUAGGUUAAUACGCUAUGAAGGCCUUUGCUAAAGGCAGUAUGGUCUGCACGUAAGUACUGCUUGGGCUACUUAGGUGGGCUUUAGAAGGCCAAGCCUGUGUCAGCAUCAAGGCAACUCUCCGCAGCUUCCUCUUAACUUUGCAGGGUCAGACCCGAGCCAAAUACUAAAGUAGAAGCUAUUCCCUGCCUCUCCUGAGCCAUGAAAUAAUCUAUACUGAUAAAAAGAGAGCAAUAAAUGAUGACUGAAAUUAGUUCGGAAGAGACUGUAGAUAAGCAGUGUCGCUCUUAAGUUAUUUUUAUUUUUUACACUUUUUAAUUUACUUUGCAAUUGUAUAGUGUGUUUCCUGAGUACAUGUUUGGUGAGUUGUCAGCAUUUGAAGGUUUUAUUAAAAUUUAUACCUUCAAAGAAAAAUUGCUGUUUGGAAGCCUGGCCCUUCUGAAAGGAGAGACUGAAGCGUAUAUGUAAAAAGUUUGAUAUCCUAUACUGAUGAUGUAAAUAAAACUCCUACUGUAUUAAUGCUGUUUUGUACUCCCCCACAGAUUUUUAUGUGUUUGUAAGUUGAAGAUACAAAGUUGUACAACAGACUAUUUUGGAUUCCUUUUUGAAAUAUAUUUUCAUAAUUUAUGGAGGGGAAAAUAUAACAAUCAAGCAUAAGUCCUUCUCAUCCUUUGUACUCUGUAGGAAGUUAAUGGUGUAUUGUGCAGUUUUUCUGCUUAAAUUGGGAGUUGUGCUGGGGAAAGAAUAAUCCUGUGUUUGGCAAGGGAGACACGAGAAGUGUGCUGUUGUCUGAAUAGACUGUUUAAUACUUCAGUGUUUCUCUGUAAUGGGGAUAUGUCCACACAAAGCAAUCUAAUACAUUGCUGUGGUUAGUGAUGGCACAGGAAUAAGAAAAAACAAAAACAAAACCAAUUUUGAAUGUGUAAUGUAUGUUUGCAUUUCUGUAUUGCUUACUUCCAGAGUUUGGUAGAAGCAAAUGUGUGUUUAUCCACCAUAACCUUGGAAUUAAUGCUGCUAUUAAAAAGUCCACUUUUAUCCUCUCUGAAGCGGCAGGUGUAAUCUUUACAGCUAUAGCUGUUCUUUAAUUUUGAAGAGGGAGAUUUCUCUCUGAAUUAUUAAAUUCUGUUACAGCCAUACUCAUUACAGCAAA